GAUGUACCAUAGACAGCUAAUCUAAUACUAUGUUAUACCCUUAAUCUUGCACUAUCUCCUCACAUUCUCGCGAACGCAGCUUAAUUAGCUACCACCAAGUGAUUGAUGUGAAGAUACCAAAAAUGAAUUCACUCAGACUGUUACUAAUAUCCACUUUACUAUACACUCUCAGUCUAGCUCAACCGCAGUCAGCUCCGUUUUCUAACUGCCAGUCUGGAUACCAACAAUCACCAGAUGAACGAAGAAUAAAUAUAUCAAACGUAUAUACUCAAUUAGAUAAAUCUGCUAUAUCCACAGAACACAUAGCUGUUGGCCAGAAUAUCCUACGGACAAUUUUAAUUGGCGAUUUAAACGAUCCUUUAACCGCGACAAAUAGCUCUACGGACAGAUUAGCUACAUUAUUAGUUCAUUCACGUGCGCUCUCUUUCGAAUUAUACGAUCAACCACUUAGUUUAUGUGACCACGUUUUGGGCGCAAAUUCCAGUUCUAAUGAACCAGCUUGUCCUGCACCUGAAGGUCGAAUAGCAAUCGGUGUAGCAACACCUUUGCCAGACCCAGCGAAAUUUAAUAACCACCCUUACGCACUUACAACUCUCGUGAACACACUUCGUCUUCUCGAUGCUUCCGAUCCCGCAACGGAGUUAGCUUGCGUUGAUGUUCCAUUUACUCCUUAUUACCCAGAUGGAUGGUUUUAUGAACUAAUCUUUUGGAUUCCAAUUUCAAUCGCUAUCGCUUUCUUCGUUGUUCAGUCUAUAGCAAGAAUUAGCACAGCUUAUCGUAAAGCUAAAUCAACGAAAUUUGUUAGAACGUGGGCAGGUAGACAACGUCUAGAAACCAGCGUAAUUGGUGGUAUAUCCGGUCAGAUGUUUAGUACGACACCAGGUUUAUUACGUUUCGUUAGUCCCUCGGUUGGAAAUAUCAUCUUACACACCCAAUGGUGUGCAGUUUUAGGUAUGAUAGCUGUAAACUGGCCUUCAUUCGCCUAUCCAUUCUUUAAUCAAUUCGUCUGGUCUUCAUUAUUGUUUAAUGUCUCAUUAACAACAUCUGAUCAUGUUGAUCCACUAGCUACUGAAGAAUUAUCAAUACCUUCGCCAUUCGAUACCUUGUUAUUCGAAAAUAGCACAUCUCCUCUAUAUCUGAACCGCGAUGCACCAAAUAACCUACUAGACAAUGGAGAUGUUAGUCACGCAGCUGGAUUAGACAGCUUAGCACAGGUUAUAGGGUUAAAAAAGGAUGAUCUGUUUGGAUGCUCAGUUGCACUUGCUUUGGCAAUAGCAGCCGUUCUGAUUGUCGUAAGUUUACUUUUGUGGACUAUUGAUUCAAUGGGUAUGUUACUUUGGAAAAGACACGCAAAUAAGGGUCGUGAAGAUCGCAGUUUGGUUAACAGAUUAUCAAUGACAAACACGGCUUCUGAUGUUAGUGUCCUUGGUAACGGCAACUUCAAUAGACAUAAAUCAGAACAAGAUUUGACUUUACCACAAACUAAUGAUUCCUCAACGUUUAAACGAUUCCAGACAAAGUAUUCAAAUAAUAACAAUAAUGCUAGAUCAGGUUUCAGGAGAGCAAUAUGGGAGAUGAGAUUGGGAGGUGCCAGUGGUGGCUUCCAUUGGAAACUUCUUCAAGGAAAUUUAUUGAGAUUACUCUUGCUUUUCCAUUUCCCGGUUAUAAUCCUUUCAGUAUACCAAUUAUCAUUAAAUAAUGACGGUGCAACCAAAGUUAGUUUAGCUUUUGCUGCUCUUGCGCUUGUGUUCCUAGGCUUGGCUUUCCCAAUUUACGUCCUCAUUAGAGUUAGUAGAACACCCACCUUGAAGCUAUAUGAUGCGACGAGAACAAUUCUCGCGUUAGGUCCAUUGUAUAGUGUCUUCAGACCAGGUAGUCAUCUCUUUUGGGCAUUUUUCUUCACACAAAACCUCAUCGAAGGUAUAGUUAUAGGAGCUGCUCAAGCGUCAGGUACUGCCCAAUCAGUUAUUAUUUUAGUAGUUGAAGCAGCAGGUUUAUUAAUGAUGACAGUUUGGUCUCCAUGGGGAUACGGCGCUCAAAUGGGUUUACUUACGUUCUUGAAUUCCGUCGCAAGGGUUAUAACGAGUGCAUUACUUAUCGUACUCUGUCCAGCUGUAAACAUAAAUUAUGUUGCAGCGGGUUGGGUAACUUAUGUUAUAUUCGUGAUACAAGGAUUAGUAUUUGCAACCGCAUUGGUAAUCAUAUUAACCAAAAUCUUGGAAGGCCUUUUGCGUUUAUUUGCUGGUCUACCAUUCACUGAAGAUGCACCAACGCAUCAAUCAGGAUUGAUGGGCGCAAUAUCAUCAAUUGGCAAAAAGAAGAAGAAUAUUAUGGAUAGGGGCGCAGCUAACAGCGCAGUAUCGAAUACAACUUCUACUCAAGCUAUGCUUGAUAGACAUUCAGAACUCGAUACACCACAAAAACCAUAUGCUAAAAAGGGUACGCCAAGUGAUUAUAGUUUGUCAUUUAAUACUGCUCCUUCACAUAUGCGUGAAACUGAUGAUGAUUAUAUAAUGUCAGCAUGGAGACCUACUACUGCAUUCGAAGAUAGCAAUAGUAGUGAUGAAACCCAUGGUAAUUACCUUCAAAGGGCAAUAGAUAGCGAUAGUGAGGAUAGUCAUCAUAGAGUAGAUGACGAAGAAGCCUUACGUGGAGGUGACUCACCUGAUAACAGAACGAGUACACCAUUAGUUCCACCAAAUUUACCUAAUAGUUCAUUUAUUACUUCUAACGAUACGUUACAUUCUUCACAAAAUAUACAAUCUUCACAAAAUAAUGAAAUUCAUAGCGUACAUUCAAAUGACACAAUUGAUACAUCAAAACGGGUUAGAACACGUUCGUUUAGUGCCGUUGUUGAGGUAUUUGGUGAACAACCUAAAAAUUAUCAACCAGCGGAAUACAAGAACGUUGAUGAAAAUGAUCAUCAUAGUGAAGUCGUUGAAGGAAUUGGUGAAGCGAAGUAGAAGGUUCAAAUUCAAAUCCUGAAUUAGUUUUAUAUAUUUGUAAUAUCUCUCGUCUCGUAUAAUAUUAUUUUC
This is a messenger RNA of Wallemia mellicola CBS 633.66, 3035 nucleotides long. RefSeq lists its product as hypothetical. The transcript is spliced from 3 exons. The record is from RefSeq and is a predicted model, not a curated record. Gene Ontology annotation, biological process: transmembrane transport. Lineage: Eukaryota; Fungi; Basidiomycota; Wallemiomycetes; Wallemiales; Wallemiaceae. The coding region runs from base 123 to 2963 and encodes 946 amino acids.